Messenger RNA from Daphnia carinata, 3697 nucleotides. RefSeq names its product DIS3-like exonuclease 2. Bases 429 to 3155 code for a protein of 908 amino acids. Gene Ontology annotation, molecular function: RNA binding; 3'-5'-RNA exonuclease activity. The record is from RefSeq and is a predicted model, not a curated record. The transcript has 12 exons. NCBI's taxonomy places the organism in Eukaryota, Metazoa, Arthropoda, Branchiopoda, Diplostraca, Daphniidae. Gene Ontology annotation, biological process: mRNA catabolic process; miRNA catabolic process. Gene Ontology annotation, cellular component: exosome (RNase complex); P-body.
UUGAGUUGCAAGGGUAAUCACGAAUUUGUAUGCGAGUUACCCGAAAUUCUAAAUUUAUCUGUAUUUUAAACUUUUAGAUUUUGACAUAAAUUAAAUAGAGGUAAUCGUUGUUGAAUUUUUGUACAGUAGGUGUCUGCAUUCAAGCUUUAAAAAUUCAAAAAUUAGGUAAAGUUUUUUUUCUCUUCGGAGAAUUAGCAACCCAUAACCAGAAAUCGCAGAAUUUCUCGUUUUAAAUUUUGGACGUACAGUAGAACUUGACAGUUCUAGAGAAAUAAAGUGUGAAGUUCACAGAAGCAAUAAUUGAUACUUGUACAUUCACCUCUACCACAUUGAAUUUAUUGUUGCAUUGCAUUGUUGCAUCAUUGUUGCAUCACCUUACUUUCAAAUCAAAGUUUUACAAGAAAUCCUUCAACUGUUAUUCAUUUAACAUGGCACACUCAAUCAGCAAAAGCUCAACUCCACAGAGACAAAGCCAAAAUAAAACUUUUGAAGAAUAUUGGGAUGAAAAAGAUGUUGAAGAAGGUUUACUCAAUGGAUCUCUGUUUGAAGGUGUCUUAAGAAUCAAUCCAAGAAACUACAAAGAGGCCUAUAUUUCUGCACCUGACGGAACAGAGGACUUUCUGAUUGAAGGACUUCUACACAGAAAUAGGGCACUUAAUGGGGAUGUCGUGGUUUGCAAGGUGCUGACCGUACAAACAGAAAAUAAAUGUGAAAAAAUAAAUGGCCAAAGUCCAACUUCACAAAGUGAGCGGCCAAGCAAACAACCUACACCUAAAAACGUGAUGGAAGAGAGCAAGAUGAAGGAGAAUAUUCUAAAAAUGGCUGUUAAUGAAAGCAUAGAUAAAAAAUCAUCAGAUCUCCAUGGCCCAAGAAACAUGAAACCUAAAAGCCAGAGAAAAAAAAAGAAAUUGAAAGAAGAUAACUCCAAUGUAACCCAUGAUACCUCUACAGAUUUGCAAAGCAAAAAUUCAGAUAUUCCGCCGCAAAGCCUUUCAGAGCUAGAAAAAGUACCCAAGACGGAAAGCGCUGUGGAGGAGGAAAAAAAAAGAACUCGUCGACCAAAAAAGAAGAAAAAUAUGAUGGUUGAAAGUCUUGCUACGCAACUAACAGAAUCGUGUGCCAUUGGAGAUUCUGUAGUGACAACCACCAACAUAGUGACCCAAGCAGUAGUAAAAAUCGCCACACAAAGCACACCUAUUACAAUCACGGAAGAAAUUGUAGAAAUUAACCAGCAGAGCUCAAAUCUUCCACGUAAAAUAGCCAAGGUUGUAUUUAUCAAAGAACUUAAGCAUUCGCGUUGUGCCAUUGGCAGUUUGAAACAAUGGCCUUACGGUCAGUCCGGUCCAAUACCAAGUUGGAUUUUGUUUUCGCCCAAGGAUCACCGUAUUCCUCGCAUGAAAAUACCGUUCACACCAGCGCUAUCCAGCUGCCUCUCCCAACCUAAUAUGCUCUAUUUGGCUCGGAUCGAUUCGUGGGAAGACAUCAAUAAUCCACUUGGUUCGCUUUGUUAUUUCAUUGGCCAAUCCGGCGAUAUUGAGGCUGAAACAAUAGCUCUUUUACUGGAACACCAGGUCGAUUAUGGUCAGUUCCCUCAAGAAGUCUUUGAUAGUCUUCCGUCACUUCCUUGGAGUAUACCACCAGAAGAAAUUCGAAAACGUCGAGACUUUAGAGAAGAGUGUAUAUUCACGAUAGAUCCUGCUGAUGCUCGUGAUCUUGAUGAUGCUGUAUCUGGCCGGUUCCUGAGAAUGGCUGAGGAUGGAAUCACAAAGUUGUAUCAAGUCUCUGUCCAUAUUGCUGACGUCAGUUUCUUUGUUCAAGACAACACCGUCCUCGAUGACAUUGCAUCCCGGAGAGCCACCAGUACCUAUCUAGUCGACAGGGUGAUUCCGAUGUUGCCGUCCGUAUUAUGCGAGCACGUUUGUUCACUAAAUCCUGGUGAGGAUCGUUUAGCUUUUAGUGUUGAAUGGAUAGUUAAUGAUCGCGGAGAAAUUUUGGAAGAAUGGUUUGGCCGUUCAGUUAUUCGUUCAUGUGUAAAACUAAGCUAUGACCAUGCCCAGACUGUUAUCGAAGGAAGAGAUGUCAGUAAUUGGCCGGUUAUCAAAGGACCUUAUCCCACGUCAGAAAUUUGCAAAUCUAUCCUAGUCCUCCAAGAAUUAGCUGGUCAUUUGCGUAAAAAACGCGUGGAUCAAGGUGCGCUUAGAAUCGACCUGCCUAGGCUGGCCUUCAGUAUGGAUUGGGAAACUAGAACCCCAAUAGGAUUUCGAGUUUAUGAGCUAAAGGAAUCAAAUAGGCUGAUCGAAGAGUUCAUGUUGCUGGCCAACAUGCGUGUUGCCGAAAAAAUUUACGGGGUUUUCCCUGAAUUAGCCGUUCUACGUUCACAUCCACCUCCCCCCACCCAUAAAUUGGAACAACUUGCGGAGACACUACAAACAAUCGGCAUACAUCUCGAUGUUACUAGUUCAGCAACGCUGCAAGAAUCACUGUUGCGAUAUGGUCAAGGCAGCACUGACCCCAUUUCAAUGGGAAGAAAUCUUGUGAUAUCUAAUUUGCUGGCCAAGCCAAUGAAGUGUGCUUCGUAUAUUUGUUCCGGAAUUGUAAAGAAAGAAGAAAAUUUUCGCCAUUAUGCCCUCAGCGUGCCCUUUUACACUCACUUCACGUCACCCAUUCGGAGAUAUCCGGAUAUCCUUGUCCAUCGAUUGCUAAGUGCUGCUCUGGAACAAGAGGCUUUAGACCAUUGGGAUCAAAACGUCAUCAAAAGGUUGUUGGACAAUUGUAAUUCGAGAAAACUAGCCGCCAAAGCUCUUCAAGAAACGCAUUCUGAGCUUCAUCUGGCUAAUUUAAUUCGUAAAAGUGGUUCAAUCGAAGUCAAGGGAAUUGUGUUAGCAGUGCUCGACCAUUCCGUUGACGUUGUUUUAAUUUAUCUGGGAAUCAUACGUCGUCUUUAUCUAGAGAAACUGCCAUUGACGAUGACACACGAAAACUACAACGGAAUUGGAAGGUUGACUUUAGUGUGGGAUCCCGAAUCGGCGGGCGAACAGCCAAUUCGUCAAGUUAUCUCCGUUUUCAGCCUUUUAGAAAUCCUGCUCGUCCCACAUACUGAAAACGAGAAACUCGAUUUUAAUCUGGUGUUGCAGCGGCCCACUAAAACGCCGUAAUUAUUAUUUUGUUUAUUUCCUUUCAUCUCCUCGAGACCUUUUUUUUUUUUCAAAAUUUCGGAAACGAUUCCUUUAGCUUUAGAUUUUAUUCAUUUUUUUUCUUCUUUUUUAUUUAAAAUUAUUAUUAUUCAUUUUUUUGCAUAUGGGAGUUUUCCUUAUGGGUAAACGGGCGACUGUUCGUUUCUUUGUUUCCGAUCAAACGUUACAUUAAAACGGGUGGGAAAUUCAGGUGCAACUUACGCUGGUUUCGAUUUCUAUAAGUUUUUACCAUUUUGCGGGAUUCCCUUUUGAUAUUGUUUUAUCUGCGCGCAUUUUGCAUGUCAUAUUUUCUUAAUUGACCCAACUUGCGAUUAGAAAUUGGUACCCCAUGACAUAUGCAGUCAUACUUUGGGUGAUACUUUGGACUAUUUCAAGUAAAAAUCUUGAUGUUUAUUCUUUUGCAUCAGAUCAUCGACAAGAAAUGUUGAAAUUUUUCAAGUUAUAUACGCAGCUUUGUGGAUAACAUUUUUAACCAAGCCAAUCAAUACAGAUGAUCAUAAGAG